Molecule: messenger RNA, 1629 nt
Organism: Lethenteron reissneri (Far Eastern brook lamprey)
Lineage: Eukaryota; Metazoa; Chordata; Hyperoartia; Petromyzontiformes; Petromyzontidae
Product: collagen alpha-1(IX) chain-like
Source: RefSeq, a predicted model, not a curated record
CAUAAACAUUGCGCAAAGUUCUGCCCCAUCUCACCGCCGCUACCGUCCUUUAACACCGCUGCUGGCGACAUCCAGAGGACGGCGGUGGGGACAGACUUAGACGCGGGGCUGCAAAGGGAGAAGGAGGAGGAGACACCGCUGAGUCAUCACGAAUCGGGGUGUCAACCCCAGACGGACCAUCAGUCCCUCGGACAGGGGCACCACCUCCACCAUCAACGCAGAAGCGCGUCUACCCCACCCCCUCCGUCCGGCACAAGCCGUCAAGGAGGCAAAGCGGACCUUCCAUCCUUCCCUCCCACCACGACUGCUGCUUGCUGCUCUAUAGCCCCGUGGCCGUGACACUCGCGGAUGAACCAUGUCUAGGACGCGAUGCUCUUACUCGCGGCACUCGUGGCUACUGCUGCACGUGGCCGUGAUUCUCCUGCACGCGCUCUCGACGAGCCUUGCGCAGCCCCCGCCCCGCGGUUCCCGUCCCGGCCAAGGUGCCCAAGGGAUCUCGGGAACCCCUGGGCCCUCCGGCGUUCCGGGCAUUGACGGAGUGGACGGUGAACGUGGACCUCAAGGGCUUCCUGGACCGCUGGGACCGAAAGGAGACGUGGGUGACCCGGGCGUGGAAGGCCCGCUCGGCCUCCCAGGCAUCCCUGGAGUCGAUGGAUUAACCGGCCCCCAAGGCAAUAUUGGUCGUGCCGGUCCUGCAGGUGCCAAAGGUGAUCCAGGUCUGGCCGGCCCACCUGGGGUCCCAGGCGAAGGCAUUGUUGGACCGCCCGGACCUGCUGGAUUGGGUGGCCUUCCCGGAGAGAUUGGGAAACCUGGGCAGAUCGGUGAGAUUGGGCCUCAAGGACAACCAGGCCCUCCCGGUCUGCCAGGCCCCAGGGGUCUUCCUGGGAUUCUCCAAGGAGAUGGCAGCGGGGAUAUCCAGUGUCCAUCGUCCUGUCCCGCCGGGCCCCCUGGCCCUCCUGGGCUGCCGGGGAUGAAGGGUCACAAAGGUUUCAAAGGUGAAUUUGGAGAUCCUGGGAAGCAAGGUCACAAGGGAGAAGAGGGCCACCAGGGACCGUCCGGCCAAUCUGGCCCACAAGGCCCAGAGGGACCUUCAGGGCUGCGAGGAUUUCCCGGAAUGAUGGGAUCAAAAGGCGAAAGGGGUGUCUCUGGGUUCGACGGAGUGCCCGGACCUCCUGGUUCACAAGGGGAGCCGGGAGAGGAGGGCCCCAGGGGACCGAUCGGGGAGGCCGGACCCAAAGGCAUCAUCGGCUUGGCUGGAUCGCGAGGAAAAACCGGGAUCCCCGGCACGAAAGGCGUGGCGGGUGUCCCUGGGAUUGACGGCCGAGAUGGAACCCCUGGCAUGCCUGGGAUGAAGGGAGAGCCCGGAAAGCCGGGAAUCCCAGGAGAUUCCGGGCCACAGGGCCUGCCGGGGUCACCUGGGCAGCCAGGCCUGAAAGGAGAAGCGGGAGACAAGGUACGCAAAUUCAAGAAACCGCAUGGACUCCCACCUAUAACAGCGCUGUUUGUUGACAACGGCCGCCUUUGGGCUCUGUGCUCAGCAACUGCGAUUUGUGAAAGUGAUGUUAAUAUACAGUGCAUACUGCAGAGGUACUACCGUUAGCCUCCUCCAAACUGAAAAGCAAACUAAAG